Molecule: messenger RNA, 333 nt
Organism: Pieris macdunnoughi
Lineage: Eukaryota; Metazoa; Arthropoda; Insecta; Lepidoptera; Pieridae
Source: the annotation of a GenBank genome assembly
AUGUCCAUCCAGAAUCUCAACACAUUCGACCCAUUCGCCGAUGCUAUCAAAAGCUCGGAAGACGAUGUUCAAGAUGGAUUAGUCCACGUGCGGAUCCAGCAGCGGAACGGGCGUAAGACAUUAACAACGAUACAGGGCCUCUCUUCGGAAUAUGACUUGAAGAAGAUCGUGCGGGCAUGCAAAAAGGAGUUUGCGUGCAACGGUACAGUAGUGGAACAUCCCGAAUACGGAGAAGUUCUGCAACUGCAAGGCGACCAACGUGAAAACAUUUGUCAGUGGCUCACCAAGUCAGGCCUGGUGAAGCCCGAGCAACUUAAAGUACACGGUUUUUAG